AUGAGGACGACGUCGGUCGCCCCCACGACGGCAUGGGUAUGCCAUUCGUGCCGUGCGCGUGCGCGUCAAGCAGCGCCAAAGCGACUUCGACUAUUCUCUGUCUCAACGCACAGGUCGACCACCGGUAGCAGCAGCACUCCUCCCGAGCACACUCCUCGACGAGGCAAGCUUCCCUCCACGCCGGCGAGAACACGUUUCGCCCCCUCUCCCACCGGCAGCCUUCAUCUGGGUUCCAUACGCACCGCCCUAUUCAACUACCUGCUCGCGCGGGCGACGGACGGCCAAUUCCUCCUUCGAAUCGAAGACACCGAUGCGAAGAGGACAAUCCCCGGCGCGGAGGACCAACUCUUCAGGGAUCUGAGAUGGGCCGGUCUACAAUGGGACGAAGGGCCCCAGGUCGGGGGUCCAUAUGGGCCAUACCGCCAAAGUGAACGACUCUCGGUCUACAGGAAACACAUCCAAGUCCUGCUGGACAGCGGACAAGCAUACCGCUGUUUCUGCACGGCCGACCGUCUCGAUGACCUCAACCGCCGGCGCCAUGAGAAGGGACUAAGUCUAGGCUACGACAGGAAAUGCCAUCACAGCAUCUCUCCCGCCGAAGCAGAAGAAAAAGCGCACCGCGGCGAAACACACGUUAUCCGGUUCCUCUCCCCAGCCGAGUGGCCUCGAUACAACGACCUGGUCUACGGCAAGGCUCAAGGCCAUGGCGCCGAGAAGACCAAGAAACUCCUGGUGGAUGAACCGGUGUACGAAGAUGUCAUCCUCAUGAAGAGCGAUGGCUUCCCUACGUACCACUGGGCGAAUGUCUGCGACGACCACGAAAUGCACAUCACCCACGUCGUCCGCGGCUCCGAAUGGAUGGCCUCGACACCGCUGCACGUCGCGCUGUACAACACUCUCCAGUGGACUCCGCCGUCGUACGCCCACGUGCCCCUGCUCGUCGACCAGAACAAACAAAAGCUCAGCAAGCGGAACUUCGACUCGGACAUAACCAGUUUCCGGACCAAGGGAAUCUUCCCCGAAGCACUCGUCAAUUUCGCCGCGCUGCUCGGCUGGAGUCACACGCAGAAGAAGGACGUCAUGGACCUCGCGCAGCUCGAGGCCCUCUUCGACCUGAAAAUCACAAAGGGCAACACCAUCGUGUCGUUCGACAAACUCAACUUCCUGCAAGAACAACACGCCCGUCGCAGGAUCGCCGCCGGGGGCAGCCCCCUGGAACAAAUGAUCCGCGACGUCGCCGUCGCCGUGCUGAACAGAUACGGAGCCGGCCAAGUGAUGCAGCUCCUCGCUCCCGACUCCGACUCCAACCCAGGCGCGCCGAAACGAACGCUCCGUGACCUGAUCGCCCAACUCCUUCAGAUCGAGUCCCUGCACUAUCGGUCGCCCGCCCAAUUCGCCGACCAAUGCGCUUUGUUCUUCGAGCCCGUCCGGCGGCCCGUGGAACUUGACGUCGGGGAUCCCGCCCUUUUCCACCCUCUCCGCGUCGCGGCGAGCACCCUCACGCUCGUCCCGGCCUCGUCGUGGACCAAACAAGUCCACCAUUCCCACUUGCGCGCCUUGGAGGCCUCUCCUCCCACCGAGACGACCGCCACCGCCGCAAAGACGUGGAAGAGAGAACUAUACCACUACCUCCGCUGGGCGGUGCUCGGCGGCAGACAGGGUCCCGGCCUGGCCGAGUCGUUGGAGAUCCUCGGACGAGACACGUGUAUUCGACGCAUCCAGGACGCGAAUGCCAGGGCCCGCGAUCUCGAGACCAUCAAGACUAGACCGGUUCUAGAGGCGGAAGGAUGGAGAGGUGAUGCCGAGGGGAAGAGACGGAUCGACAAGAACUGGAGGGCGUACUCGUUGUAG
Cladophialophora carrionii CBS 160.54 is the source of this 1851-nucleotide messenger RNA. RefSeq names its product glutamate-tRNA ligase. Lineage: Eukaryota; Fungi; Ascomycota; Eurotiomycetes; Chaetothyriales; Herpotrichiellaceae. Gene Ontology annotation, molecular function: ATP binding; glutamate-tRNA ligase activity; tRNA binding. Bases 1 to 1851 code for a protein of 616 amino acids. The transcript has a single exon. Gene Ontology annotation, biological process: glutamyl-tRNA aminoacylation. The record is from RefSeq and is a predicted model, not a curated record.